Molecule: messenger RNA, 759 nt
Organism: Blepharisma stoltei
Lineage: Eukaryota; Ciliophora; Heterotrichea; Heterotrichida; Blepharismidae
Source: the annotation of a GenBank genome assembly
AUGAAAAAAAGUAAAUUUAACCCGACCUUAUUAACUUUUCUUCCUAACAAGUCACAAUCAAAAUUUGGAAGCCCUGAAAAUAAUGAAGCUUCUCAUACAAUUUUUUGCAAAAUUAAGAAAAGAGAUACAGUUGGAAUUCAGUGCAACUCAAAAAUAGAAUUAAUUGAUAGAUUAGCUAAGCCAGCUUUUUCAUUUAUAUCUUCAUAUACCAAAGAUUCAAGCCACCAUUUUGGAGAUGCAGGGACUGAGCUUGAUUUAAAACCGCAUGUGAAGAAUAUAGGCAGAAAAGAACCAAAAAAAGUAACAAAAGCAGAAUUUUAUAGAGGACUAGUAAUGACUCCUAGGCUGCAAAAUAUUCAUAAUCCAGCAGGAGAUAUGCCUAAAUCUAUGACUCCUAUAAGCAAAAUUCCAGAUACUGAUUAUUAUUCAUCGUUUUUUAAAUCUAAAAGCUCUAAAAGUAUUAUGCCUUCGUCAAAAAAUUUGGCGAUAAAAAGAUCGUUAUCUCCUAUUGUAAAAAAUGAACUUAAAGAUUUGCUGACAAAAACACCUAAAAACAAAGAAAUGAAUAAUUCAGACCAUUUGAAAAAUUUAAAUGCAAGCAGCACAACUGUAAAAAUCUCACCUAGAUAUUACAAAAAAUUAGCGAGAAAAAAACCUAAGAUUAAAAAAGAAAAUAAAGUGCUAAAAGAAAAACGCAAUGAGAUUGGUAAUUUAUGCACAUUCGAUAGCCUUCACAGUCUAAGAAUCUGUAAUUUAUAA